AUGUGCGUAAAAGGCGAGGUUCCCGCACCGAAGCCGGGUGCGAUUCUAAAGAAACAGCGACAGUCUGGCAGCGAGCGGUUGAAAAAGUUGGACCAUGCGAAUGCUCCUCUGAAUACUCUCGAUCGUCGUCCUUCGAACAAGACUUCGCCUGCGCAAACACUCUACGUGGAGAUAAGAGGGGCCCCCGUGAAAUCUCAAACCACCCCAAAACGUCCGCCGCCUGCUCGGCCGAUAGUCGAAGAGAGCCGGCCAGCCAAGCGCCCACGAACCAAUCUAGAAGUGCCUAACGACGCUUCUAGCCACACGUCACAGGUACCUAUUGAGAUAGAAUCGAUCGCUGCCUCUAGCACGAUGUCUUUUCCCGGACGCAGUCCUCGUAAUCGAGACUCGAAAAUGCAGCUGCGCCAGGAGGAAUUUCGGAACAUUUCCAGUUUGAGUACCUCACGGUCGAGGAGACGCCGGACCAGGAUUCAUAGGGGCUGGAAGCCCGCCAACCCUGAAGCUAUUGAGGGGAGUGAUCGCUCCUCAGUCAUUUCAGCUUCCCCAAAACCUCCAAGCCUCGAUGAGUUGAGAAACCACUCUCCGCCAGCCGACAGAUCUGAUGUCCCCCUAUUCCCUAAACCGGUGAUCAAGUCGGAAGUUCCCGGGACAGGAACUCCUCUAGAGGGACCUAAGAACCGGACGAACUCUGUUCCCCUCGAUGACAUCUCCGAGGAUGAGCUUGCUAUUAGCAGCGUCGGGAAGAAGCGCCCCUCUUCACAAGCGAAACGUCCUGCUACUAACAAAGCGAGUACGCAGGUUGGGCAGGGCUCCGGGUUCGCCUUGCGUCGAGCAGUCUCCGGAACACACGUCUACGAACCUGAGCAGGGAUUUUCUCUCGCUCCUCUUCCCGGCAGCCAAGUUAUACUCCAAGCAACUGCACUUGCCGGAGAAAGUCUCCAUCUUCCCUGGUUGCGCAUACACCUAGGACGCAUUAACUCGGUUAAGUACGGCGGUGAUGGGUGCGAAAUUGUUCUUAUCGAUCGACCACAGAGCACCAGUGCGAACGACACUCCCUCGAAACUGGUCUUGGAAUUUCAGGGAGAGGAACAAUCGAAGCGAUUUACUCAAAUGCUCCGGCAAAGUACUGUGAAUGUGACGAUGAAAUUUCUCCAAAAGCCCAAUCAAUGGAUGAAUUUAGCUGCUCAACGACUAUUUGACGAAGCCCGGAAGGGUACCUCGCUUGAGUCAAAUGGCCAUGAUUCAACGCCUGAUACCACGGAUGAUACUGGUGAGAACGACGGCUCUGGAAUGACACAGAAAUCUGCACCGGGGUCAGAUACACCUAGUGCCAAGCCGAAGACAACACCUAAACGUCCCGUGAAUAAGAAGACUAAGAAGGCCACUCCGAAUACUGAAUGGACCAUACGCAACACAGACUGGGAGAAAUCUUGGGAUCGGUCGCUCAUCUAUCCACGGAUAGGUAGAGAUAGAGCAACUGUCGACAAACAUGAUAUUGCCAGGCUUGAUGAGGGAGGAUAUCUCAAUGAUAAUCUCAUCCUUUGCUACCUACGGUAUCUUCAAGCGAGCGCCGAGGUUGAAGCCCCGGAGAUUUCACGCCGUGUUUAUUUCAUGAACACAUACUUCUAUAGUACCCUAUCGGUAGGAUUGGGUACUUCGAUCAACUAUGAUGGCGUUAAAAAGUGGACCGCGAAGGUCGACCUCUUCUCAUACGACUACAUCGUGGUCCCUGUGAACGAGAAUUUUCACUGGUAUGUCUUCAUCGUUUGCAACCCCAGCAAAUUGCUACCUCCAGGUAUCGGCUCCGAGCAAGAACCUGUUCCGAUAGACGUGGAUGAAGGCUCCCAAGAGAAUGAAGGAGUGUCAUCCCUUCCCAUGAAGGUCGACGAUGACGCGCCACCUGACAACCAGGAGGCGAGCGGCAAGAAGUCCAACUCAUCGACUUCGUCUCGAGGUCGGCGGAAAUCCCAAAGGAGACAUGUACAGCCCGAUCGGAAAUACGACCCCCAAGAUUUCCUCGUUAUCAGCCUUGACUCCCUUGACGCUACCCAUGACCCAGGUUGUCAAAUGCUCAGGGACUAUUUACUCCAGGAGGUCAAAUAUCGGAAAAAGGUGAAGCCCCAACGCCCAGCAUCAACUGGUCUGGCGGCCCAAAACAUUCCCAAGCAGGGCAACCUUUGCGAUUGUGGCGUGUAUCUCCUUGGCUAUAUUAAGCAUUUCCUCGCUGACCUAGACGGCUUCAUCACAACCCUAUUAAAGCAGGGGAAGCCGACGUGGAAAAUUGACGCCCCGGGCUUGCGGACUGAAAUCCGAGAGACAAUUUUCGAUCUCCACCGGCAACAGACGUUGGAGACGCAGGCCGAAAAUGCGCAGAAGAAGAAAGAGAAGAAAGAGAAGAAAAGCCAGGAUGCGGGGCAUCAAACUACUACCCCAUCUCCACCGGAUUCAACCAAUGACGGGCAAAAAACCCCUGGUCUAGAGCUCGAAACGUCGGCUGGGCCCUUUACUUCGAAGCAGAACUCGCCCGAACAUGGGGGUGCUGUUUCCAUGGUAGUACAAGCUACACCCGAUCCUGGUUGUGAACCUUCAUCUGCAGAAGCCAUGGAGGAAGAUGUUGCCUCCAAGUAUGAUCGUCCUUUUACCAGGCACAAAGUGUCAAGUCCCUUGACUACGAGUGGCGAUAAGUUGGACAGGCCACCAGACAUUAGGCCGUCCGUGGAAGACGAUGCUCUCGAGACACCAAGCACGUCUGGAGAAACAACGUCGACUUCCGAGCAGGAUAUGGGCAGGGCGCAUUUCGAGCAGGAAGAUCAGCCAUACCUUUCGCCGGUGACGCACUCACCCCACGAGACGUGGUCGUUUAAGAAACUUCCGCCCGAAUCCGAAGCCGCGAUCCGGCCGUCGAUUGAGGCUCAAGACGGUGUAAUCGGUGAUGAGCCCGUCUUCAUUGAUACAAUACCGUCGUCAUCCCCGUCUCAACGAGUUAUCGCUAGCCCUGCUGCAGAUGUCAAGUUGCCUAGAAAGCGGCCAGUUAAGGUAAUCGACGUCGACGGCGACGAACAACAGCCUCCUAUGCAGCGUCAGCAGCGACGGAGGGAGACAGGUACCCGAAGCCAGUACUUUACAUCUAACGAUGCUGACCGUGACCCCAUCUAUGUCCCAAGGGAGACACGAUCUGCCGGCACCGUUAAAAUAGCCGUUGAAGAUGAUGGAUCCCCACGCGCUAAGAGGAGACGAGUUAAGACCAUCGAUCUCUCGGACUAG
Scedosporium apiospermum is the source of this 3264-nucleotide messenger RNA. RefSeq lists its product as uncharacterized. The record is from RefSeq and is a predicted model, not a curated record. Gene Ontology annotation, molecular function: SUMO-specific endopeptidase activity. The coding region runs from base 1 to 3264 and encodes 1087 amino acids. Gene Ontology annotation, biological process: protein desumoylation. The transcript has 4 exons. Gene Ontology annotation, cellular component: nucleus; cytoplasm. Lineage: Eukaryota; Fungi; Ascomycota; Sordariomycetes; Microascales; Microascaceae.